AUGCAAGAUUCUUCUGAUAAUCCAGUUCCAAUCAAAAAACUUAAAAUCAACUCAGAAGAUUCAGAAAAUGGUCCAUUGCACGAUGAAAUUCAUGGUGAUGCACAAUGUGGAUAUACAUACCAUGAUCAUCCGGCCGAUAUCCAACUUCAUUCUUGGGGUCCCAAUCUAUCAAGUGCUUUAGAACAGUUGGUAUGCUCUAUGUACGGAUAUAUGGUCGGAAUGGAUACGGUGGAGGAGACCUACACGUAUUACUUCACAGCUACGGGCCACGAUGAACACAGUUUAAUAUUUAGUGUUCUUGAAGAACCGCUGGUUGCAUUCCAAUCAGAACCGUUUUUCAUAGGUAAACGUGUGGAGGUUAUAAGUGUCAAGCACGAUCCUUUUGAAGUUGUUUUCUGUGCUCAUGGAGAGUCAUUUCAACAUGGAAAGCAUAAACAACUCACAGAUGUAAAAGCCAUUACACAUUCCAAUAUGCAGGUGAUUGAGAAGGACUCGCUCAUUAAUAUUUUCGUGAUUGUGGAUAUAUAA
This is a messenger RNA of Auanema sp. JU1783, 528 nucleotides long. The record is from the annotation of a GenBank genome assembly. NCBI's taxonomy places the organism in Eukaryota, Metazoa, Nematoda, Chromadorea, Rhabditida, Rhabditidae.